GUGGGAGGGCAGCAGGGCAGCAGCUCAGAGUGAGAGCUCCAUGGUGGAACUUUCAUCAAAGCGCGGAAACACGAGACAAAAGAGCGCUCAACCUCUCGCACACAGAUCCACCAACUCUUACUUGUAGAGGAUGUCUUGAAUUAUGCCUGUUCAUCAAGCUUGCCAGUUUGAUAUCUAUUGGUAGCCAGACAAGGGCCAUGAGCUAGCUUGCGCGCCCAUCCUCACCCGACACCAAAUAGACCCGUGACGCUUCUCAUGCUUGAACUGGCCCUCUCUUGAAGUGACCGUCAGCUUGUUGUGUACCGUGCUCAAUCUCCAUCCCGGGAGCUAUUCUGGAGACUGCAUUUGAUGCCCUAGCCCGCCCUUCGUCACCAGCCGCAAAGUCCUGGUCCCAGUUUCUUUGGGGGCAGCUGGGAGGGCAGUUUGCAACAGUAUCCUCCUUAAGCUAGCUGUAAAGCCGCUUUCUUGAUCUGUCGUGCUGUUGUCAAGUGAUUGUACGAUGGCUGCCCCCUGCCGCAGCAGCAGCACAGCUGCGGACGCCGCCCGAGCUGACCCAGGAAGAAAGUUCCUCUACGCCCCCCCCCCAGCCGACCCCGCCUCGCGCCCCCCCCGCUCCACCUCCCUCACUGAUUUCAAAGACGAGCGACCCGAGAAGAGGACCUUGCGAGGGGCUUCUAGCGCAACUGCGAGCUUAGUCGGCAGCACUCUGGAUGAGCGGGCGGGGCCUUCCGGGUCGGGGGAUCAGAGAUGGGCGGCGUCGCUGCAGAACCUAGAGGAUAUGGGGACGACGCUUGAGAGUUUCCAGAAGGCGCUGCUGAGCAAUGCGGUGUACUUAGAUGAGGAGGCGUAUGGGAAGGCGGUCAAAGUGGCGGGGCAUGGGCGGGCGGUCAAGGCCCAGGAACGGCGGAUCCGAGGCCUCGAACGAGAACUAGACGCGUCCAUUUUAGCGGCCGCGCGCUCGCGCGAGGAAAAACGCGCCGCGGAGGUGGCGCAGCGGGUUGCGGAGGCGCGGGUGAAGGAGGUCCUAGAAGAGCUGGAAAAUACGACGAGAGUGUUCAAGCUCCACGCGGAAGAACUGCAGCUGAAGGAGGCGCAGCUGAAGAAGAAGGACGAGGAAAUUCAGGUGUUGCAGGCGAUCAUAAGCACCAUGAGCAAUCCUCCGAAACGGAAACAAUCAAGUUGACGUGCAUGCGAAUCCUUAAUUGAAAAGCAGCGAUGCCUUAGCGAAAGAUUGGUCGUCUGCGCGUUAUGUCGAUGUGGCCCGUCAAAACGGAUUGCAGGAAGCUCCCUUGUUUCAUUGUAUUGAAUAUAGGAAUAAUUGUCCUCAUGCACGUAUAUCCGACGGUCGGACAUAUAGAAUGGAUUGGAAGUAUGGCUGUCACGGUACAUACGAUUAUAAUCCAGUACACAAUGUACUCGCUUUGGAACUGCAUCGAAGCUCUAGCUAUUGUCGCUAGACACGUUAAGUCAAAAGUGUCGGGCCCGGCCCCGUUAAUGAUGUUGU
Messenger RNA from Klebsormidium nitens, 1504 nucleotides. The record is from the annotation of a GenBank genome assembly. Lineage: Eukaryota; Viridiplantae; Streptophyta; Klebsormidiophyceae; Klebsormidiales; Klebsormidiaceae.